CACACACUGGUUGAUUUUUGAUACCAGAUAAUAUAGCACUACAUUAAUAGACAAUCUCACAUAAAAAUACACAUAUAAGAUGUCCUCUAAAACAGAACUCCAACGAAUGAUAGUAUCAUUAUUGAAAACCUUACCCAAGGAAAGGCUCACACACUAUGCCUCCUUUAAACAAACCCAACUUGAGCGAUUUCAAGACGCCAAAGUAAUAGAAGGAAUCAGUGAGGAUGAUUUGAAGUUGCAGUAUGUUGCCUUGAGAGAGUUGGUUAAUGAUAAAUACAAGAAUUAUUAUAAAUUGGACGAUAAGUUGUUAAGACCCAAGGGGAACCCUGAGUAUUACGAGAGAUUACUUAAGGAGAUCAAGGGAGAUGGGAAAGAGACGUUGUUGACUGCCAUGAGAACUGUGGUUUUUGGGAAGUAAGGGUAAAACUAUAAAUUCUUGUAUAUAUUUAAUAAACGUAAUAUUCGAUG
Molecule: messenger RNA, 468 nt
Organism: Spathaspora passalidarum NRRL Y-27907
Lineage: Eukaryota; Fungi; Ascomycota; Pichiomycetes; Serinales; Debaryomycetaceae
Exons: 1
Coding region: 80-418 (112 amino acids)
Biological process (GO): mitochondrial respiratory chain complex III assembly
Cellular component (GO): mitochondrion; Cbp3p-Cbp6 complex
Molecular function (GO): ribosome binding
Source: RefSeq, a predicted model, not a curated record